GGAGGAGGUGUCGAAUUCCGAUUUCCGUGAAGGAAACCUGGAAUGGUGGGGCUGCCGGCACACCCUCUGCCUCAUGGGGUUCCUGGGCACAGCGGCAGCGUACACUAUUCGUACCAGCCUUUCCAUGGCCAUCGUCGCCAUGGUGAGGUUCAGGGCACCCAACCACACCGCGGCUGCCAACACUUCCGCGCUUGAUGGCGAUGUGUGUCCAAUACCAGAUGACUUUGACGUAUCACCCAGACUAGGACUGGAGGGCGAGUUCGACUGGGACGAGCGCAAGCAGGGGCUGAUCCUGGGCUCCUUCUUCUACGGCUACGCGAGCAGUAACUUCCUGGGCGGGCGGGCGGCGGAGUACCUUGGAGGGCGUCUGGUGUAUGGCCUGGGCAUCUCGAUCAGCGCCCUGCUGACCUUCAUCACUCCCUUCUGCGCCAGGUGGGCCAUGGAGGUCCUCGUCGUCCUGCGCAUCGUGGAGGGAUUUGCACAGGGUGUGAUGUUCCCCGCCAUCAACACCAUGCUGGCCACCUGGACCUCGCCCGUGGAGAGAGGCAAAUUCACGACGUUCGUGCACACAGGCAUUCAGCUGGGCAACAUCGCCUCCUUGUCCCUGAGCGGCGUCCUGUGCAGCUCGGGGUUCCUGGGAGGCUGGCCCGCCGUAUUCUACGUGUUCGGGGCGCUGGGCCUCGUGUGGGGCAUCUUCUGGUUCCUGCUGGUGCAAGACCGGCCGGAGAGGCAUCCCCGGAUCUCGCCGGCGGAGCUCCGUCACCUCCGGGCGUGCAAGAACGCCGUCAAGAGCGAUGUGCUGGUGCCUAUUCCUUGGCGGGAGAUCGCGAAGUCAGCUCCUUUCUGGUCCAUCUUCCUCAUGAAUUGGGCCAGCAGCUAUGGCCUCUACACACUCAUGGCCGGCCUUCCAACUUACCUCAGGAAGAUUCAGCACUUCAAAAUGUCUAGUAGCGGCGUGGUGUCAGCAGCCCCUUACCUGUCCAUGUGGAUAGUUAGCAUAGUGUGGAGCGUCAUCUUGGACCGUCUGGCAGCCAUGGAAGUAAUGUCUGUCAAAACGGUCAGGAGAGUUUCCACUGCUUUCGCAUCCUACGGCCAGACCACCUUCCUCCUGUGCCUGUGUCUGGUGGAGUGCAACCACACGCUGGUGGUCGCCCUCCUGUGCGCGGCGGUCGGGGCGAGCGGGACCCUCUUCGCAGGAUACAACUCCUCCCACCAGGACAUCGCGCCCAACUUGGCCGGGUCGCUGAAGGGCAUCACCAACACCUUCGGGUCCGUGGCCGGCGUGGUCGCUCCGGCCGUCACGGGUUACGUCACGCAGAACAAUCAAACCAUAGGCGCAUGGCGGGUCGUCUUCAUUGUCACGGCCGUCACCUAUUUCGUCAUGUGCACCAUUUACCUCUUUCUCAUGACGGAUAAGGUUCAGCCGUGGAACGAACUCAAGGAAAAUACAACAAGCAAUGAAGAAAGGAAACAGGACUCAGCUGAAAACAAGGACCGUUAACCGCCUCGGAAGAUUUGAAAACGAGAUCGAUCGACUGUAAACUUUUUUCGCUUCUGAAGAUGAACCAUUUUGUAGCUCAGCUGAUAUUCAGUUGGCUUCAGAUCUGAUGAUGAAUACUUACAUUAUUCUCAGUAUUUACUCUAUGAUUAACCAUUUUUUAAGCGUUCGAAGAUGGGUAACAGCAUAAGAAGCCGUCUUGGAUUUCGUUUGUCUACAUUUACUGGAUUAAUCGUCACAGCCUCCUAGUUUUUCCAUUUCAUAUCUAAUUUUUUUCUCUGUCAUAUCCCUUAUUCUACUUUUGUUUACAUGACAAUCGCCCUAGUUCUCCUUUUUCUUUUCAUAUCCCUCUUAUUUUUCCUUAUUGCGCAAAUCUGCCCGCCCGUCUUUCUCGUCUGCCUCUUGUAUAUCCUCUCAUUAUCCUUUCCUACCCGAGUUUAAUAACAAGAAUUUAUCUUUUUCAUUCUACUCCUCCCUCUCUCUAUCUGUCUCCAUUUGUCUCUGUCUGUCUGUCUGUCUGUCUGUCUGUCUGUCUGUCUGUCUCUCUCUCUCUCUCUUUUUUUUCCCUUUUCUCUUCCCUUUGUGUCCAUAAUAGGAGGAAUCCUCUUCCCUCUUCUCUCUGUCCCCCUGCCUUUCAUAUUCUUUUAUUUUUGCUUUCUGUUUUUUUUUUUUUUUUUUUUUUUUUUUUUCUAUUUGAUUGCGAGUCUCUCUCUCCCUUCAUUCUGUCAAUUUACACUAAGCGGUAUCUUCCUUUUUAUCUAUGUCUCAUUUUAGAACCACAUUCACUGACUUCCGUGGCGGUGCUCAACCUUCUGUAUAUAAACUUAAUAAUUGAUUAAAUAACAAGUAAAU
This is a messenger RNA of Penaeus indicus, 2350 nucleotides long. RefSeq names its product putative inorganic phosphate cotransporter. Gene Ontology annotation, cellular component: membrane. Bases 74 to 1501 code for a protein of 475 amino acids. Gene Ontology annotation, molecular function: transmembrane transporter activity. Gene Ontology annotation, biological process: monoatomic anion transport; transmembrane transport. The record is from RefSeq and is a predicted model, not a curated record. The transcript has 10 exons. Lineage: Eukaryota; Metazoa; Arthropoda; Malacostraca; Decapoda; Penaeidae.